Oncorhynchus kisutch (coho salmon) is the source of this 1515-nucleotide messenger RNA. RefSeq lists its product as uncharacterized. Bases 659 to 1297 code for a protein of 212 amino acids. The transcript is spliced from 5 exons. NCBI's taxonomy places the organism in Eukaryota, Metazoa, Chordata, Actinopteri, Salmoniformes, Salmonidae. The record is from RefSeq and is a predicted model, not a curated record.
GAAUUAUAGCUAAUGAAUGGCGGCGAGUUACGUUUUUGUGCAUGGUGAUGAAUGACGAUGCAUGAUAAACCAUAAAUUAAACGCAAAAACGUGCACUUAGACAUAUUUUCGUUUGGCAGAACUUUGACAAGCUUUGAUUUGUUUUCCAAUUACAUUGACAAUUCAUAUAGACAUUAGACUUAGGCCUAAUUGUGACAUCAUGUGUGUAUGACAUCUUUGGAGAAUGCUCUGGCUUCAGCCAAUCGGAAUCGAGUAUUCAACAAUGCUUUGGCAUAAUUCAAGGACGUUCAUAUUCACUUCAGUUGUUUGCCGAUGGUUCACUGACGUUUUUUCAAAGGAGGUAUUAGUAUUUCCUCUAAACAGCCUACAACAAUAAGCUACACAUCAUGUCAGAUGACAGCAAGGUAUGGUUCAUUUAGCCUAUUUUGAGUUUAGAAGAGAAAUUACUAACAAUAUAGUAGGUCACUAACACAGCAAUAGGUCUCACUGGUUUGAUCCAUGGACUGAAAUCUGACCACUAUUGCCGUUUUGUUUAAAAUAGGAGCGAAUAAGUUGUUUCAUAAAGUCACAACCUAGGACUGAUAUUGGCCUCUCAUUUAUCCACCAGAGCGUGAAAUGGGAGGAUCCCCCAGAUGACCAAAAUAAGGUUGUGGAGAACAUGAAGGAUGAAACAGAGACACAUGAGACCAACAAGAACAGGACAGGAGGCAAGGCUAAACGUAAGUCCAGUGGCUGUGCCAAGAAGACUUCCGUGGAGGAGGACUGCAGCAUUGGUGCAGAGUCUUCUCAGACACCCGGGUGUGGUUUCCGGGAAAGGGGAUCUAUCAUUGAGCAGCUGGAGAAGGAGGCUCAGAGGACUCUAAUGCCUUCUCUCAAGAUUGAGACAUGCUGUGCCCCAAUCCUCCUCUCCUUCCUGAGGAGUCUAACUGAUGACCAAUGGAGAGUGAUUCAGCAUGGCAUGAAAAAUAACCUCACAUUCGAGCAGCUCUCCAUGCUGUGUCUGAAGAUUGUUAAAGUCGUGACCCAGACAGCCCUCCGCAUUCUCCUACCAGCGCUAGCUCGUAUCAUGGGGGUGAACCUGAGGAGUGGGGCAACCUCCCCAGAAUCCCAGUGCUCUGAGGAUUCCUUAGGCAGUCUGGAUGAGAGAGAGAAAAGGCUGCUGAUCAGUGAGAUGAACUACUGGACUAAGGAGAGGAGGAGGAAUGGCAGUGCAGGGUGCCUCCAAAAAUCCACCCGCAGGACCUCAUCACCAUGCUGUUCGCCUAAGAGGUAUGUUCACAGCAAUAUUUCAACUUAAUAAUUGCAAGACCUGACCCAUACUUAUCAUAAAUUAUUAACUUGUAAUUCACACCUUGUAGUUUUAAGUUCUGGUCAGAAAUGUUGCCACUGAGGGGGUGGGUCCAGGUGAAAGUCAUUUUUAACUGGGUAAGCCAUAAAGUCAUCUAUGAAUAAAUAGAUCAGGUACAUGCCUUUCAGAAUUAAUCAUAUUCUGAUGUCAUACAAACAUAAAAAUCU